Molecule: messenger RNA, 554 nt
Organism: Scutellospora calospora
Lineage: Eukaryota; Fungi; Glomeromycota; Glomeromycetes; Diversisporales; Gigasporaceae
Source: the annotation of a GenBank genome assembly
CGGGUUAUAUUACCAAAAUUUAUGACGAUAAUACUACGUUGCAUAUUGUUGGGAAUAGCGGCUUACAAGUUAUUUUGACCAUUAAGUUCCAAACAACUAAACUUACUUCUAUUUACGAAGCAGUUAUUCGCCGGGUAAAAGAAAAACAAAAAAUUGAGAGAGGUAGUAUUCUCUUUUUAGUUGUUCAUCAACGGCAAAUUUCUAGCGUAGCAGUAAUGAUCCCCUGGCAGCCUUUACUUUUAGGAAAAGUGAAUAAAUUACCCCGCCUGGGAAAAGACUUUGCUAGUUUAUAUUAUCCCGAGAAAGCCGAAAAAUUAAUGCAAGAGGAUAUGAAUAGACUAGAAAUUAAUUUAAAAAAGAUUCGUAGUAAUCAAAUUUCUUUGGAAGCCAUUGAAGAAUUGUUUGUCGAACAGCAAGGAAAAAAAGAAAAAAUUAAGCAAUUAGCCACUUUGAAAACCAAUCCCGAACGGCAAUUAGUUAUUCAAGUUUUUGAACCAAAAAAAACUUCGGUCAUCAACAAAGCAGUUUUAGAAGCUCAAUUAGGUUAUCAGCAA